Molecule: messenger RNA, 2796 nt
Organism: Knipowitschia caucasica
Lineage: Eukaryota; Metazoa; Chordata; Actinopteri; Gobiiformes; Gobiidae
Source: the annotation of a GenBank genome assembly
AUGGAGGAUCCACCGGUCAAUCCAGGAGAAGGUCCAGCCAACCUGGACUGGACUGUGGAGAAUGUGGAGUCGGCUCUCUACCAGCUCUACUUUGAUCCAGACAUGGAACGUAAAACUAUGGCCCAAAAGUGGCUGACCCUGGCCCAGGCAUCUGCACAGGCAUGGCACUUCUGCUGGGCCCUGCUUGCUCCCAACAAGAUCCCAGAAGUUCAGUUUUUCGGAGCCAGUACUCUCCACACUAAGAUUUCCCGUCACUGGGACGACCUCCCCUCUGAGCAGCACGAGAGCCUCCAGUCCCAACUCAUGUCCCACAUCCUGCAGUUCUCUUCAGGUCCUAAAAUGGUCCUGACGCGACUUUGCGUGGCUUUGGCCUCUUUGACUCUAAACUUGAUUCCUCAUUCUUGGCCUCAUCCGGUGGCAGACAUGGUGAGGGCUUUUGAGCCACAGAAACCAGCCUGUGAAAUUGGCACAGAUGUCAGCCCUCAGGCGCACUGCUUGGCUUUGUUGGAGAUCUUUACGGUUCUUCCGGAGGAGUUUCAGAGCUCUAGGCUGACCCAGACACGCCGGGUCCAGCUCCGAGAGGCCCUCAUUAGGGAGUGGUCAGGUGUUAGUCCCAUGUUGAGACAGCUGCUCCAGAGCCAGGACUCUUCCGACCAGGCAAAGGAGAAGGUGCUGCGGUGUUUGUCCAGCUGGGUAGGACUGGACGUACCUCUUGGACAGACUUAUGAGCUGGUUCAGGACUGUUUUGGGGAACUGUCAAAUCCACAGAUUUUUGAUACAGCCGUGGAGACUAUUGUUACAGCCAUCUCACAACCAGACUGUCAAAGAUAUACCGAGGCUCUUUUGAACCUGCUGCCGUGGGUCCUGGGGCUUCACGAGCAGCUGAAGAAGUCUGCUCAGGACGGCGACAUGGAGACUUCACAUGGGAUCUGUCGUAUUGCUGUGGCAAUGGGAGAGACUCAUUCUAGAGUCUUGUUGGAGCAGGUGGACCGCUGGCAAGAAUACCUGUCCUUAGUGAACAUGAUCCUGUUCUGCACAGGGAUGCCCGGACACUACCCUGUCAGCGAGACCACCAGCUCGCUCACACUCACCUUCUGGUACACCCUGCAGGAUGACAUUUUAUCAUUUGAAGAGGGAAAGCAGACAGCGUAUUUGCAGGUUUAUCGCCCAGUUUACUUCCAGCUCGUAGAUGUGCUGCUGCUUAAAUCUCAUUAUCCUGGCCAAGAGGAGUAUGACUCCUGGUCAUCUGAUGACCAAGAACAGUUCAGGAUUUACAGGGUGGACAUUUCUGACACCCUGAUGUAUGUGUAUGAAAUGUUGGGAGCUGAACUUCUCAGUAACCUCUAUGACCGACUCGGGAGGCAACUUGUGGAUCCUCAACAAUCUGCUGCAUGGCAGGAGACAGAAGCUUUGUUGUUUGGCUUCCAGUCCAUUGCUGAGACAAUCGAUGUAAACUAUUCUGAUGUUAUUCCUGGUUUAAUUGGUUUAAUUCCCAGUAUCAACAUAAGCAACGUGAUGCUGGCUGACACGGUUAUGUACACAAUAGGAUCUUUGGCCGAGUGGCUGGCAGACCACCCUGUGAUGUUGAGUGGUGUUUUACCCAUGGUGCUUCAGGGCCUGGUGAAGCCUGAGCUGAGUGUGUCUAGUGUGUCCACACUGAAAAGGAUCUGCAGAGAGUGCAGACAUGACCUGGCGCCCUUCUCUCGGAACAUCCUGACUGUGUCCCAGGAUGUGCUGCUGAAGGAUAUCCAUAAGAGCAGCCAGUGCAUGUGGCUCAUGCAGGCUCUGGGAUUCCUUCUGUCUGGGUUGCCUGAAGACGAGAUCUUGGGCCACCUCAGGUCACUCGUUGCUCCAAAUAUCCAGCAACUCCAGCAACUAACACAGCAGGAGCCCAAUUCUAAAAUGAAAGAAGCCAUCAUUCACAUUUUUGGCAUGCUCGCCAACCUCUUCACCACUCUGGAUGUCAACCAAGACCUUGAAGCUUUAGAAGGAGAAACCAGCGCAGAAACAUCCACAACAAACCCAGUGGUGGUAUUGCUGCAGCAAAUGUUUGAAUUAAUCCAGAGCAUCUUGAGCAAGUGGUUGGAUGACUCAGACGUUGUGGAGGCAGUGUGUGGGGUGUUCGAUAAGGCCAUGAGGACCCUCCUACACGACUUUGGACCAAUGGUUGCUCAGCUGAGUGAAAUGCUCGUGCACAUCUACAGCGCUUACCCACAAGCCUCUGCUCUAGACCUCGCUCGCCAGAUGGUUCAUAUAUUUGCUGGAGAGGAGCAUUACCUUUCAAAUAUCAAGUAUCUAGUGGAUGCUUUAUCCUCGGCGACACUUGUAUUAUUUCAAAAAGGACCGAGAGAUCAUCCCGAUAUUGCCGAAUCGUUUAUGUGCCUCCAUGCACAAAUACUUAAAAGAAAGCCAGAGUUGUAUCUUUCAGAACAGAUGGACCUAAAAGCUCUGUUUUACUGUGGUAUAAUGUCGCUUAAAUUUCCAGAAAACCAAACCGUUAAAGCUUCCAGCCACUUCUUUACUGAACUCUUGAAUCGCUACAAGGACAUGCCACAGCUUCCGGAAUUGUUGGAAAUUGAUGGGAAGAUAUUGACAGAAACAAUACUGGAGAGUGUAGGUGGAGUGGCCCCUCGCAGUCUAACAGAACAUUUUGCAGAGGUCCUACUGAGUCUGAACAGACAGUGCCCUGCUCUGUUGUCCCAGUGGCUUGGAGACUCGCUGCAGGUGGCGGGCUUCCCCUCCUCCCAUGUCUCCUUGGAGCAGAAACACCGGUUCACACAGCAGCUUCUGGGGUAA